Sphaeroforma arctica JP610 is the source of this 288-nucleotide messenger RNA. RefSeq lists its product as hypothetical. NCBI's taxonomy places the organism in Eukaryota, Ichthyosporea, Ichthyophonida. Bases 1 to 288 code for a protein of 95 amino acids. The record is from RefSeq and is a predicted model, not a curated record. The transcript is spliced from 2 exons. Gene Ontology annotation, biological process: tRNA wobble uridine modification. Gene Ontology annotation, molecular function: tRNA binding. Gene Ontology annotation, cellular component: cytoplasm; nucleus.
AUGGUUUAUUUGCACAGAGAGAAGUUAAAGGGUACGAAUGGCGAUAUGUUUGUGCCGUGGAAGAUGAACGCUGACCGACAGAAAAUAGCGCAGGAGCAAACGGCAAAGGGAGGCGUUAAACGCAAAGCCUCCAGCACAAUCGAGGGCAAGUUCCAGGUGUUUCAGCGCUACUACCAUCUGUAUGCAGAGGGGGAGUUGUGUGGCCUAGUGGAGAGUGCGGGUAACAUGAGUGUGGUCGAACACGGCUACGAACGAGACAACUGGUGGGCUGUGGUGAAGAAGUUAUAG